Molecule: messenger RNA, 2748 nt
Organism: Aplosporella prunicola CBS 121167
Lineage: Eukaryota; Fungi; Ascomycota; Dothideomycetes; Botryosphaeriales; Aplosporellaceae
Exons: 2
Coding region: 1-2748 (915 amino acids)
Biological process (GO): small GTPase-mediated signal transduction
Cellular component (GO): cytoplasm
Molecular function (GO): GTPase activator activity
Source: RefSeq, a predicted model, not a curated record
AUGCAGUCGCGCGAUCACAACCCCGCCGUCUACUGCACCCUCACGUCGGCCGCAAUGAAGGUCAAGGGCCAAGGUCUCCGCAGGCGGCUAACAUGGAACGGCAAGACAAUGCGCGCCCAACUCGCUCAGCGCGCCACCCGCAUGCGCAGCACCUCCCUCAGUGCCGUGCCUCCCCCUCGCUCUUCCGCCGAAUAUGACCAUGAACUCGCCAAGAUAGCCGCCAGCGUCCUCUACCGCACGCCUAUUCCCUCCGAAUCCGAACUCCCCAUCUACAUCCUGAACGCCGCCGCGCUGCCCGACGUCGAAGAGGCCGACUUUGAUGCCUUGCUGCCGUACGUACUCGCAAGACUACCGGGUGAGGAAGAGCUCUUGAGCGGAACCGAGUAUGAGGUCAUCUUCUUCGCAGGCGGCGACGCAGAGCGCGCGGCCGGUGUGAAGAAGAACAGACCUGGGUGGGGUUGGUUCAUCCAGGCGUACCAUGUCCUGAGCAGAGCCAUGCGAAAGAGGCUUCAGAAGCUCUACAUUGUUCAUGAGAGGAGUUGGGUACGGAUCCUGGUGGAAAUGUUCUCGACUAUUGUUAGCCCGAAGUUCCGGAGAAAGAUUGUCCAUGUCUCUACACUCUCUCAGCUCGCCCUGCACCUGCCCAUCGAGGACCUGCUGAUACCACCAUCCGCUUACCUCCAUGACAGGCGCUUGUUGUCUGACAUCUACGCACCGUAUGCCAGUGGCCGAAGAGCUUUCGGUGUGCGACAGCCCCUUCCCAUGAAUGCGCAAGGGGAGACAAGGCUGCCCCGCGUGUUGCGUGAGACGACCAAUUUCCUGCUUCUGGAUCCAAACAUCAAAACAGAAGGUCUUUUCAGGAUACCACCCCAUAGUCGUCUGAAGGAGAUUCUUAAAGAGGCGUACGACCGCAGCCAAAAGUUCAUUAUCUGGAAGGAGAACGGUUUGACUCUGCCCGUUCCAGCCUACAAAAGCGCGCAGGACAUGCAAGCGAUCAUUGAUGAAGUUGACCACAAAGACGCUUAUGGUGUCUAUCUGGCAGCCGGCUUGAUCAAGACGUGGUACGCAGAGCUGCGACAGCCGAUCUUCCCCCAAACUUCCUACAAGGAACUGAGAGCCCACUUCGGCAACCCUGAAGAUCUUCCGACGACGGAGCAAUUGGCAGAACUUUUUUCGCCGACUUCUGAGUGGUCACCUAUACCGGUGAUAUCACGCGAGAUCUUGGUGCGGCAUCUUCUGCCGCUCUUGAGCAUCAUCUCAGAGCAUGAAGAAGAGAACAGGAUGAGUGCCGAGAACCUGGCCGUAUGUUUCGCGCCGACGCUUCUCCACGGGCCAGACCAGAUAGAAGAUGCCAAGGUAUCUUCAAUCGUGAGGCGUAUCUUAACCGAAGCGGUGGAGCUCUGGUCGGAAGAGCUCCGUGCGGCCUGCGGCGUGGACGCGAGUGCCUUUGGACGUGAGUUGCGUGCCCCUGCGGACCCGCGGGACUACGAAGAUCCUCUGGAGACUACCCGUAGACCCGCCUCCAGUUCGUCCGAUUGGGGCAUCGGCUCUCCUUCCGAGGAGGACGCGGGGUUUGCAGACUCUGAGAAGCAGUUUACCGGUAUUCUGUUGGAGGACAACGAAAAUGGGCGCGAUGCGCCGCCAGCCCUGCCUCCUCGACCCUCGUUGUCGGGGCCUAGUCAGGAGAGUCCCGUGAGUUCGGCAGUCAGCGAAACCCCAGAAUCCGCACUUAGAAGAAAACCAGCGCCCUCAGUCACCAUCCCACCCCACUACUCAUCCAUUCUAGCCGACGAAGCCGCCGGUCGUCCGGUGGCGACCGAUUCACCACUUACGUACGCCGCGACGACCGAUGGUUUUGGCCCUGCCCGCAGGUCAGGGUGGAGCGUGGAUGAGAAGAAAGAGGAUAAAUCGAGAGCCAAAGGUUCGACUACUAACGUUCCUCAUAUUAUUGUCCCUCAGCGCAAUACCCUGACCGCGGAGCAGAUUGGUGAGCCGAAAGGCGCCCCCUCUCCCGAGUCUGUUGCACCGACGCAACAGCAGCAGCAGCAGCAGCAGCAAACCUUUUCAGAUAGACGGCCGUCGCAGAGUAGCAGGAUCGCAGGACCGCCUCAGCUCGCGGAUUUGAUCGGCGCGUCCAUCCAUCGCAAACCGGUGCACUCGGGCACGUCGAGGCCGGGGUCGAGUGACUCGAAUAGUAGAGCUAGAGAGUCCCCUAUCAAGAUGGAAUCUCCCAGUCUGAUGAGUCCCAUGAGCAUUGGAUUUGACAACAACAGCCGCCGUCCCUCCCUUUCCCCUCAAGACGCUGAAUUCCGCAAGCCCGAUCAGCCUGCCUCGUCUUCGCGUCGCCCUUCACUAGACAGCAGCGGCAUCGCCUCGCCAGGUUCAGAAUACACGCCCGCAGGAAACAGCCGCCCGCGCGGCCCGACGAUCGCGUCACUCGCGCGCCCCGUGCUGCCCACGACAACACCCUCGCCCAACAACAUCCCGCCCGGCGCGCCACCGAACCGCGCCGCGACAAUGGCGGCCAGCGAGGUCGCGGUGCCAAAGGUUAAAACCAUGUCCGAGAACCUGCUGAAGCGGAUGCCGAGCUUCGAGCCGCCGCCGAUUCCAAAGGACGACAAGGGCGUGAGCAGGUUGGAUUUGAAAAAGAAGAGCGUGGAUGAUUUGAGGAGGCUGUACGAGGAUCGAACGGGGACGGCGAAGAAGCUGGUUAGGCUGGGGAACGAGAAGCAGGCUGGUACGCUGUGA